CGGUUGCGCGGUGUGCUGACGUGGCCCCCUCACGAGGCAGCGGGUGGGAGCAGCAGCAGCGGCGGCAGCAGCUGCUGUCGUUUUGGGACACGUAACCCCCUCCUCCCUUGUUACUGUACGACUCGCUCCAGGCGGCGACGGCGGAGACGGCCUCUGUCAACCCCCCCGUCACCCACCCACCCGCUGCCGGCACUUCCUGCGCUUGGAAUGGAUCUCGGGGCGACCCUCGGCCUCGCUCCUCUGCAGCCACGACACGCAAACGCGCGCCGUCAUGAACCUGGCGGCAUGCGCGCCCCUACCGCCCUCCAUCGCCAAGGCAAACAUCGCUGCUCACGCUGCUGCCAACAAUGCCAAGGCCCAGGGCAAGAAGGCAGGGGAGAAGGGCGGUGCGACCGCGUUGGAGAGCGGCGUGCUGGCUGUCGGCAUGGACGGGGACUGCCACGUCCUCCGUUAUGACGAGGUGCCCACCGAGAGCCGCGCAGCGCCAUCCGCCGAAAAGGGGCGGCAGAGGAAAAAGGGAAAAGCGGAGGGCAAGGCGGAGGGCAAGGCGGAGGGCAAGGCGGAGGGCAAGGCGGAGGGCAAGGCGGAGGGCAAGGCGGAGAGCAAGGCGGAGGGCGACACGCGGAACGAGACGCCGCAGCUCCAACUGGAGAGCCUGCACGUGGUGCAGACCGACUUGAGCGCCGACAGCGUGCAGAAGUCGGUCCGCUUCAAUGCCGACUCGACACUGCUCGCCACGGGCGGUGUGGACGGGCACCUGCGCGUAUGGGAGUUCCCCGACAUGAAGCUCCUGCAUGACAUCGAGGCUCACAAGGAUGAGGUGGAAGACCUGGAUUUUGGACCCAGCAACACGUUGGUGUCCGUGGGGCGCGACUUCUCGUGCAGCGUCUGGCAGAAGGGGCUGCUCAUGCUUGGCCUCGACUGGAAUAAAGCCAAGCCCGACGUUCCGGACAAGACCUACCGCUUCCGUGCCUGCAGGUUUGGGCAGGUGGCCGAUAGCCCCGACAAGGUGCGUCUCUACACGGUGCACAUCCCGCACAAGCGCGAGCGCCGCCCACCGCCCUGCUUCAUCACCAAGUGGGAAGGGCAGAGCUUCCUGCCGCUCCUCACCGCGCCCUGCGGCACCGAGGUCGUGUCCACCUUCACCGUCAGCGAGUCGGGAACGUUCCUCGGACUGGGCACAGUGACGGGUUCCGUGGCCAUUUACAUUGCCUUCUCCCUGCAGCAGGCGUACUACGUGCGGGAGACGCACGGCAUCGUGGUGACGGAGCUGGCGUUUGUGGGCGACAAGGCGGGCAGGGGCGUGGCGCUGCGCGGAGACAACGACGCUGCCGUGCUGAGCGUCGGCGUGGACAGCCGCUGCAAGCUGCACCUGCUGCCUCGACGCACCAUGCUGCCGGUGUGGCUAGUGCUGCUGUGCUGUGCGGGGAUGCUGGUGCUCACCAUGAUGCUCAUCCAGCACUUCUUCCCGGGCUUCCUGUAACAUCCGGCAGCACCGCAAGCCCCUCUCCUCUCAUAAUCCCCGCCACAACCCCCCACAUCCGACACCACCUCCCGCAACACACAGAUGUAGAGUUACGUACACACCAUGGCGACAUGGACACACGGGCGUGGAACAAUGCCGAUGCACCAUCGGGCAGCCGCAGCCAGGUGGCAGAGGAUGUCUUUAACCGAACCCCACGGAUACACGAAGUCACGAGGACACCCGUACGAAACGUGGCCGCUUGGAAUGCGCGGCUGCCAACGGGAAACAAAUGUUCUCACGCGCUGAUCCAUCGCAGCCGCGUGGAUGCGUAGCAAAGCGUCGGUGUGCACACACGCGCAGGCGCAGCUUGUCUGCGACAGAAUCUCUGGGCGACUCGCGUUGGUUCCUUACGGAGCUGUGUAUGGAACCUUUCUGAGAAAAAUCGCCCAAACGUGGUGCGCUGUAGGCAUUGUGCGGCGGCGGGCGGCAGUAUCUGUCGCGACCGAGCCGGUGCCCCAAGUGACACAGACGGUGGCCCGGCUCAGUUUGGCAGCUUUGCCGAUUCGCACUAGGAAGCAUGCCCUGGCACAGGCCAGCAUGCCCUGGCACAGGCCAGCAUGCCCUGGCACAGGCCAGAGAGCCACCCUGAAUACAUGGUGCGAGUAAAACUCACCUUUCCAAGACUCCGAAUUCAGGAAAAGAUAUUUAAACAUUGUAAGUGAAAAAAAUGCAAUCUUUUGCGUACGGAUAUUGUGUUGUGAGUGGUGCAAUUUUACCAGCGCACCGUCUGGCGGCUGAGUUCCUGUUGAAUUUUACGAUCAUAAUUAUAAUGGGGAAUUCACAACCGAGGUCUCAGUGCCCAACUUCCCAAACCAUUUUAAUACAUAGGCUUUCGCGACCAAUAUUAUCCAUAAUAGAGAUUUUUUGGGUUACAUUUCGUAAAUAUAAAGGUGUCGUUAAACCCGCCACCACCUGACACAGCCAAUUAGUAAGGUUUGUGUUGGGUGGUGGUGGUUUGAGCGACACAUUUAUUAAUACCCGAUCUAACCCAAAAACCUCUUAUGGAUUCCCAAACCACGUUGGCAGAUUGUUGCCAUGAUCCAUAUAUUUCCAGUAAUUAGCGCCUUGUUUGCUCUCAUCGCACGGCACUGGACGGGCCGCAUGGUAUGAGAGAGGUAUCUUGCCUCUGUCAAGUUUUCGUAGUUCUGAGCCUUACAAUUUGAAGAACCUCCACGGCGGAGUGGCACGUGACCAACGUGACCAACGUGACUAACGUGCACCCUUCCCAGUGCACAGUCGUAGAGGGCCCUUAAGUAAAACGUGUCGACGGGUUCACCGGUUCCAAGCGCAGCUUGUGCAAUUUAACGCCUCGUGUGACUGUAAAGGGCCCAGUUUGACAUUGAGUGCCGUAGCCGGACUUGUCGAGUUGUGUUUGCAGCAACACGCCGGAUUGUUUACAGACUCUUGCUGCUCUGGGACGGGUGACCCCGUGGGUGAUGGCAAGUGCGGUUUGAGUGCGGCUUCUGUGACCAAGAACCCUCACACUCGGACUAUUGAGUGUAUUGGUGAUUAUUGUCGACGGUAUUUGCAUGUUUAUAACUGUUAGGUUCAUGAUGAGGACGGGAAUCUUUAAAUAAUGGCGUUAUUCUUAUUCCCUGCAUGGUAAGAGUAUUGAGAACUUCGCGAUUACUUUUAACCUGCCUGAUUCUUGCAUUCUGACUGUCCUCUCAUGUUUCCCAAUGCUGGCGAAGGUGGAGAGCACAGAUCCAGCAGCGUAGAAGUAUAGUACAACAACGGAAUUUGCUCCACUACGUAGCUUUAUCAAUCCAAAUUCUAUUCCAAGUCAAGUGGAAUGAUGCACAUUUGAAAUGUUAGAGCUUAAAAUGCCCAACCCUUGCUCCAGUACCUGUGCCGAUUGAUCUGAGCCAACGCAACGGAUCACCCCUCAAAGGGGGGGAAUCUCAGAUCGGGGGGGGGGUGGGGGGUGUGAUUGUGGGGGGGGGGGGGGCAGCACCCAGUAUCAACAUUCGUCACUAGGGGACGCUCGUGUCCUUAGCGUGCCCUGUGUAUUAACGAUUUCUUGAGGGUUUACGCGCGAGUGGUAAAAUACCUCAGCAGAGCAUAGCAGGCGAUGCCACUGCACCAGGGGCCCAGCUGCUGCGGGUCGCGAAGAGAAGGAGAAAUUGGGCACGGGGGCUUUCCUUGUAAUUCCACGCACCAGGUUUCCCCGAGCCAGACCGCGCCACCACCCCCUGGAUAUGACCCUCGCGUUAUAUUUUUUUGCGUGGCUCGCGCGAGUUCUCGUAACGCAGUCGUGUCUUCCCCCGAAUGGUAAUGAGGCCUUUCGAUUCCACGUUUGCGGGAGCACAAUUGUGCUGCUAUAGCUCCGACCCUCCGGUUUUCUCCAGCGUAGUUCACAGCCGGGUCACUGCUCCUCACCUUUAACCCCUGACCACAGCUAAAUGGUCUCUGAACCCCCGUGAUCUCCCGCCCCCCCCCCCCAUUGUCCCUUGUCGCAUUUAUCACAGAACCACAUUCCUACUAACGCCCCCCCCCCUCCCCCAAAUCUCCAAGAAUUCCACGCACCUGCGGAGCGUCUGUAAUAUUUUGCCGAGACCCCUUUGUGCAAUGCACACACAAGCGGCACACGCUGCUACCAGCUGAGCCACAAAUUGAUUACAGGUGGUGUUGCUAACCUGCAGACACGUGCACGUGGAUGGACAGACCCAUUGUCGGUGUUUGACAGAUGUCUGCAGAUAUGAAAUGCCCUGAGGUGGUUGGUGUCUCAGGGGACUAAAGCUGUGUCUUGACAGAACACUGAGCCAGCACUUUUGAGAAGCCUUGGUUCAAUCACUGGUCAAUUGGUCGAGGUAAAAUCCAGUCGAGUGGAAUGUGGUUAUUUUGUCUCAAUGGUACCUGCAACAACCGCACAAAGAAAACAAGAGUGGCAUUUUGUUUCUUUUGCACAAUGUCACGUGGCCCAUCUCUGUUAAAUCUGUAUAUAUUCACGAGAUGUAGCGUUGGCCACUUGCCUGCCUCCAGAUGACAACUCGGUCGAGUGGUAUCGUAGGACAGACCCGUUGACGAUAAUUGGAAGCCAGCGGAGCUGCUUAUAGGUUGUUGCAACAUGCGACGUUUGGCUCUGUCUGUCGGGAGCUCUCGAAUGUAUAAAACACUUCACGGUGUCCCAAGUUGUGCGAGUGCUUUUGGAAUGUAAUCAUGUUUAUCGCAGCCCUUUUUGUGAAUCCGCUGCUGAACGAAGGCCUCCCCAUGCCGUAUCGGUCACGGCCGUUGUCUUAUCAUGCUUCGCCGCGCUGGUGUGUAGGUUCGUGAAAAGAAACGCAGAUGAGGGUAAUCGCCUUGCUCUAGUUUCCAGAGGUCAUGUUUGUGUAUAACGUGGCUCGGGACCAACCAUGACUGCCCCGCUGCACUCCCAGUCCACUUGGGCUGAGUCCAGCUACGCCUCCUGAAAGGGCACCUCCAAGUCAAUUUGACCCCAACUCAUUGAACCACGUUAAAAGUCUUACACUAUUUAUGUACGUGUGUGUCUUCUGUAUGUAUUUAAAAAUAUAAUGGGUAAAGGCAACUUAACUGAAUUUUAACAUGAUUCCACGGAAUUAAUGGGUCUGAUUACGUCCCGAUAGUGACAGUAGAGACCACGUUGCGUGGUGUUAAAAUUGUAAAAAAAAAAGUAGAUCCUGAUUUAAAGCGUUUCCAGUUGUGUAAGGCCCUCUGCCGCAGAAUACAUCUCAUCAAUAAAGUCAUUAUUCUUUACACUCGGGUCGUGGCUUUGCUAACCGAUGUGGUUCGACUGCCAAUUUAAUUUGGCCACUCUCAUGGCAUCAUUGCAUCAGAGUCGAUUUGUUCAAAUAAAAAAAACCCAAAGUUGAAA
Molecule: messenger RNA, 5357 nt
Organism: Petromyzon marinus (sea lamprey)
Lineage: Eukaryota; Metazoa; Chordata; Hyperoartia; Petromyzontiformes; Petromyzontidae
Gene: PREB
Product: prolactin regulatory element binding
Biological process (GO): endoplasmic reticulum to Golgi vesicle-mediated transport
Cellular component (GO): endoplasmic reticulum membrane
Molecular function (GO): guanyl-nucleotide exchange factor activity; protein binding
Source: RefSeq, a predicted model, not a curated record